UUUACAGUUUCGGUGCGGCAUUUGUUCAUUGUGGUCUUUAAUGUUUGUUGACCCAGCUCUCAGUCAGACCUUCAAUUACUUUAUCGCCAUUGAGGUGAACGUCUCCGAUAUCAGUGUGGUGAAUCAGCUGAGGAGCCUUUUGAAUUACGUACAGUUCCCCUAUAUGAUAAGCAAUACGAUUGAAAUCGACUCUGCGAACUUAACAACUGUGUGCUCUCCAAACGGAACUGGAUACCAGUGCAAAUGCGAGGACCAGCUAGCAUGGUCGUACAACACCUGCCUUACAUACACAUCCUGCGGUAAUGACUACAACAAUUACUCGUGCGGAUGCAUCAAUGGCUUGCCACCUGACGGAGAGUCCUGCGGGUACAUACAGCCUACCAUCCCGCCUUCUCCACCCUCUUCUGCUACACCUACACCUACACCAAGCUCUCCAACAACAGAAAACUCUACAGAAACAAAUUCUACCACCCUGUCUCCUCCACCCUCUUCUCCUACACCUACACCAAGCUCUCCAACAACAGAAAACUCUACAGAAACAAAUUCUACCACCCUGUCUCCUCCACCCUCUUCUCCUACACCUACACCAAGCUUUCCAACAACAGAAAACUCUACAGAAACAAAUUCUACCACCCUGUCUCCUCCACCCUCUUCUCCUACACCUACACCAAGCUCUCCAACAACAGAAAACUCUACAGAAGCAAAUUCUACCACCCUGUCUCCUCCACCCUCUUCUCCUACACCUACACCAAGCUCUCCAACAACAGAAAACUCUACAGAAGCAAAUUCUACCAUUCCACCUCCUACACCCUCUUCUGCUACACCUACACCAAGUCCUACAACAACGGAAAUCUCUACAGAAACAACUACUCCUCCAACAACAUCCAGUGCAGUAACCCCUAAAUUUCAAGUGGAGAUGUCAUUUAAAAUCUUGGAUACUUUCACUACUGACUUACUAGAUCCAACAUCAGUAAAAUAUAUAAAAUUCAAAGAUGACAUUCAGAAUGCACUCACAGCAAAUUACCAAUAUUUACCAGGGUUCCUUAGCGUAAUUGUCACUGGAUUCAGGGCCGGCAGUGUGAUCACAGAUUUUGUGGUGAAUACAAACAAUGUGAGCGAUGCAGCAAUUGUAGCAGCAAACACCCAAAUCGUAAAGGAUCUUAAGAUCAAGGAUUACAUCAUUGAUCCAAAUUCCUUCCAAGCACUUAUUAAUGGAACGGAACCCUUCAGUAUAACCCCUUCUCCUGUAUUAUCUGGCAACGUUAUGCAGAUGAAUUGCUCUCCACCAGACGCAAUGUCAGUUCAGUCUGUGACAUGGAAAUUUAAUAACAGUCCACUGCCAAAUUCUGGAAGAUACACAAUCAUCAAUCAGCCACCAACACUUGUGGUCCUGAAUGUGAAAACUGAUGACAGUGGAGUCUAUUCGUGUGUUGUGACGGACAAUAUUCUGACGUAUACCCACCAACAAGUCAUUACUAUUCAACCACAGCCACCAAUAAUAAACCUGCCCCUUUCACAAAUUUAUGUGCGCUGUGGCAAUCAGAACAUACCCAUGAAAUGCUGUGUGACGUACAGCACUCCUGGAACACUACAGAUAAAUUGGCUGGAUAAUAGUGGAAACCAACUGCCAUCUUCAUCCGAUGUAAUGCUGUCUAUCAACGAAAGAUGCAUUACAUAUACAUUGCCUGUUACACAACAAAAUUGUGCAAAUAAAAAGUUUACUUGCCAGGUUAUGAAUGGAAAAAUAAAUAUGACAGCAGUGGCUCAACUGAACUUUUUAGCCGCAGGUGCACUGCUGACCUGUAAUGACCCACUAUAUGGCAAUGGAACAGACGGAAGCGUAGCUGUUGUAGGUUGCCCUCAGAAUUUUGAAGGCAACCUAACUGCAACAUGUAUUAAUAAACAGUGGCAAGUAGCUGACAACUGUGUUCUGAGUGUCAUCAAGCAGAUAGCAACCGAGUCGGAGAAUUUGACGGCUCUUAUGGUUCCAGGAAUUGCAACCCAGCUAGCAAAUGCUGUACAAAGUAAUCGACAACAAAUACAGGAUUCACCUGCAACAGUCUCUGCAGUUGUGAAUAUUCUCAACAAAAUUGCAGAAGUUUCUAAAAACGUUACCGAAGACGUGAUACAAAAUGUGCUGGAGACUGUAAAUAUUUUAGUGUCUCCAAACACAACCAAAACCUGGAGUACAUUAAACAACAACAACGAGAAUAAAAACACGAGCGCAAGAUUACUGGGAUCCAUGGAAACCAUUUCAGGCUCUCUGGCACAAGACUACAUCUCGAUAAAUAAGGAGAACCUCAACUUACAGAAAACUCUAUUUUCACGAAACUUUAGCACAGAUCUGAACUCAUCUCAUAUAUUAAUCCCAGAUACAGGUUCUCCCAAUGUCACAGCAAUCACGACCAUUGUCUUCACGACUAUGAACAUUGUCUUACCAGCAAGAAACAGCACUGAGACCGCAAAUACUACAAACAACACAAACGUAAUCAACGGAAUUGUGAUGUUAGUGAAGUCAGACACCAUAGUUAAAAACGUGUCCAUUAGUUUUAACAAACAAAAUACAAGUCUGGGCAAUCCACAGUGUGUCUUUUGGAACUUCACACUCUUUGGCGAAGCUGGGGGCUGGGACAGCUCAGGCUGCACGGUACUGGAUGACAAGAAUGACAGCAUCACAUGUUCCUGCAAUCACCUCACUUCUUUCUCCAUUUUAAUGUCACCAUUCAUACCUGAAGCAAUAAGGAUUCUUCUCGAUUUCAUCACUUACAUUGGAGUGAGCAUAUCAUUGCUCAGUCUGGUCUUAUGCCUGAUUAUUGAAGCAUUUGUGUGGACUGUAGUGACCAAGAACAGCACAGCAUACAUGCGCCAUGUCUCCAUAGUGAACAUAGCUGUGUCGCUGCUCAUGGCCGAUAUAUGGUUCAUGGUUGGAGCGGGGAUAUCUGAUAUUGGUCAUUCAACGCCUGUGGGUUCUUGUACUGCAGCCACCUUCUUUACUCACUUUUUCUACCUCGCCCUAUUCUUCUGGAUGCUCAUCUCAGCUCUCCUGCUCUUGUACCGUAUGGUCAUGGUGUUCUCCGACAUGUCAAAGUGCGCCAUGAUGUCGAUUGCCUUCACAGUAGGGUAUGGAGCACCCCUUAUUAUUGCUGUGAUAACGAUCGCUGUCACCGCACCGCAGCACGGCUACUUCAGGCAGGACAGUGCUUGCUGGCUCAACUGGGCCCAGACCAAGGCCCUCCUGGCUUUUGUGAUCCCAGCCUUGACCAUUGUUGCAAUCAACCUCCUCAUCCUGAUUGUGGUUCUGGUCAAGAUUCUCAUGAGGGGUGUGGGUGAGAACCGGCAGCCUGAAGAGAAGAAUGCCUUGGUGGUUGUCGCCAGGUGUGUUGUCAUUCUGACGCCCCUCUUCGGUCUCACCUGGGGCUUUGGGAUUGGCACAAUGGUGGCACCGGAAAGUGUUGGAUUCCACGUGGUUUUUGCAGUUCUCAACUCAUUCCAGGGCUUGUUUAUUCUAAUAUUUGGAACACUUCUAGACAGCAGGGUUCGAGCAGCAAUUGUAGGAAGAUUUUCAUUUGUGCAUACUCUCUCUGGACGUACAAGGACUUCCAGUGGGGGUGCAUCCUCAUCCAGCAGGUUCUCACGCUUCAGAAGGGAAAGAAGAAAUGCAUACAAUGUGUCAGAUGUUGCAGCCUCAAGUCAGUCUGGUGCUUCUGAGUCUUUUAUCAACAUUUAGUCUCUUCAAUUGUGUAUUUCUGAUAUGCUUUUCUAAAAUGAGGCUUAGUAGAAAACCCUUCCAAGUGUAAAAUAACUUGAUCAGGUGUUUAUUUACUGCUAUAUGUAUUUUCUUUUCUUCAGCUGAUAAG
Messenger RNA from Scleropages formosus (Asian bonytongue), 3857 nucleotides. Its product is annotated as adhesion G protein-coupled receptor F5-like. Gene Ontology annotation, molecular function: G protein-coupled receptor activity. Bases 41 to 3727 code for a protein of 1228 amino acids. Gene Ontology annotation, cellular component: membrane. Lineage: Eukaryota; Metazoa; Chordata; Actinopteri; Osteoglossiformes; Osteoglossidae. The transcript has 28 exons. Gene Ontology annotation, biological process: cell surface receptor signaling pathway; adenylate cyclase-activating G protein-coupled receptor signaling pathway. The record is from RefSeq and is a predicted model, not a curated record.